CAAAACAUCGAAAACAAAUUACUAAUAGUCAUGACUAAGUUUGUUUCCAUCAUUAUUACCCUUCUCUUCGCUGCUCUCGUUCUCUUUGCUGCUUUUGAAGCACCAACAAUGGUGGACGCGCAGAAGUUAUGCCAGAAGCCUAGUGAGACAUGGUACGGAUUAUGUGGAAAUAGUAAAAGUUGCAAGAACCAGUGCAUCAACCUUGAAGGAGCACGUCACGGAUCUUGCAACUAUGUUUUCCCAUAUCACAGGUGUAUCUGCUACUUCCCAUGUUAAUCUUAUACCAAAACUCAUUUGACCUACUAAAACUCAUAUGGUCUACCAAAACUCUGUUGUGCUUGUGUGUUUAUUUACAUUCAAUAAGUCUGUGUCACUCUGUGAAUGACCUUAAGACAUGUACCAAGUAUGUUUAUGUAUGUUUUCUGUGAUACUAUGAAGUUUUAUGUACUACGUACUAGUCUA
Molecule: messenger RNA, 462 nt
Organism: Eruca vesicaria subsp. sativa (arugula)
Lineage: Eukaryota; Viridiplantae; Streptophyta; Magnoliopsida; Brassicales; Brassicaceae
Source: the annotation of a GenBank genome assembly